Lytechinus variegatus (green sea urchin) is the source of this 2610-nucleotide messenger RNA. Its product is annotated as inositol-trisphosphate 3-kinase B-like. Gene Ontology annotation, cellular component: cytoplasm; nucleus. The transcript is spliced from 8 exons. Gene Ontology annotation, molecular function: inositol-1,4,5-trisphosphate 3-kinase activity; inositol tetrakisphosphate kinase activity. The record is from RefSeq and is a predicted model, not a curated record. The coding region runs from base 255 to 1307 and encodes 350 amino acids. Gene Ontology annotation, biological process: inositol phosphate biosynthetic process. Lineage: Eukaryota; Metazoa; Echinodermata; Echinoidea; Temnopleuroida; Toxopneustidae.
UAGCUUCAUUGGUUGUUGUACUUCAAAACCUUAAAGUUUCUCUGCAUUUAUCACUCUUCCAUCCAUUGCUGCAGUCUAUCCAUCUCAUUGAUUGAGCACCUGUCUUACUUUCCACCACUUGUCAGAGACUUCCAGUUCAGUUAACUGCAUUGUUCCAUCAGAGAAUUGAACAACAUACCCAUGCAAGGUUGACCUAUAGGGGUGCCUUUGGGUUUGAAGAUUAGCUCUUGUGUUUCUCUUGGUAACUCUUCAUUAUGCCAUCCAGGACUUUCACUGGACCUGAAACAGUCCCUCCUUCAUCUACCUCAUUCAUUUCUAAUGUGGCAGCCAUGAAAAGUCUCUCAUUCUCCUCAGAAGUUUAUGUUGAGAUACUUGUUGGAUGUGUUGUCUUCAUACUGGCAAGUUCUUGGAGAAAAAUCCGCAACAUGGUUCACUGGUCACCCUUUGUCCAAUCCUUCAAGAAGAAAUAUCCCUGGGUUCAAUUAGCGGGUCAUCAAGGUAACUUUAAAGCUGGUGAAUAUGGUACAAUCCUCAAGAAAUACUGCCCUAAGGAACAGACUGCGUUGAGUUCAUUAAUGUCAGACGUUCUAAGACCGUAUAUACCAGAAUACAAAGGAAUUGUAGAGAGGAAUUCAGAAAAAUAUGUUCAAAUGCAAGAUCUUCUAGGAGAAUUUGACAACCCCUCUGUCAUGGACUGCAAGAUGGGAACGAGAACAUAUCUGGAAGAAGAACUCAUGAAAGCAAGGGAAAAGCCAAAACUCAGAAAGGACAUGUACCAGAAGAUGAUUGAGAUUGAUCCUAAUGAGCCAACAGAAGAAGAGAACAAUAGACAAGCCGUCAUCAAACCCCGUUACAUGCAAUGGAGGGAGUAUGUCAGCUCUUCAGCAACUCUAGGCUUUAGGAUAGAAGGCAUAAAGAAAGGCGAUGGUCACUCCAGUCGAGACUUCAAGACAACAAAGACGAGAGAUCAGAUUAGUGAGAGCUUCAACUUCUUCUUAGACGGUGAUUCAGAAGUCCAAGCUAGAUAUAUCAGAAGACUCAAGGCAAUCCGAGCAACGUUAGAAGCAUCACCAUUCUUUAGCAAUCAUGAGGUCAUAGGCAGUUCCCUCCUGUUUGUUCACGAUAGGACGGGCAAAGCGUGCGUUUGGAUGAUCGACUUCGGAAAGACCACACCCCUCCCUGACAACUGCACGAACGACCACCGGACGCCAUGGGUGGAGGGCAAUCAUGAGGAUGGUUAUCUCUAUGGUCUUGAUCAGAUGAUCCAAGUCUGGACUGAUUUACAACCCACUAAACCAGCGUCAUAGUCCAUGCUGCCCUCUAUAGUUGUAGUGUGGUGUAAUGUUGAACUGAUUACAGUCAGCUGAAGAAAGAAAGAGAGAAAGAGAGAGAGGAUAGCGAUGGAUGCGAUCCUUGCUCUGCUCAACAUCAUAUAAAUUCAUUCCAUGAGAAGAUGAUAGAGCUGGCAUCGAAGGAGAUUAAAUCAUCCACUUCAUUGCAGACAGCAUUCAGCAUUAUGGGAUGUUGACAAAAAUGUGAACGACAUGGAAUUUGAGUUUCUUCUUCAUCAUUAGUUAAGUGUCAAACUGAAUCUCAGGAUUAGAGAUGGCGAAGAGGAAUUAAGUUUCUCCUUUUUUUUAUUUGCCAAGAGUCAUAUGCAGGAAUAUAUAUCUAACCAUUUCCCAAAGGCUUUGUACAGAGAUUGCCCCAAAAAAAUCAUAUGCAUAUCCUGCAACUUAAUCUCACCUGUAUUACUUUUCUUACGAGUGUUCGCAAUUAUAUCACAAGUCCUGCUUCGGUAACUUCAAAGGGUUUCUUGAUCAAAUCUUUUUAAUUAACAGUUAAAGAUGACCUCCUAUUUAAUGAAAUAAAUUCAACCACAGGGCUGUUCAACACUAACAUAUUAAACCAAUAUUUGUAAUCAAAUGUAAUUUAUGGUACAUGGUUUUCCAAAGACUUAUAAAUUACAUGUUAUAAAGCCAAGAAGUGAUUAAUCAAAGUUUGAAUGCAGAUAGUUUCAGUAACUUUAUAGUAACAUUUAUUUUAUUUAUUUGACUGAUGCCAUUUGUAUUACACGAGAUCACAUUCAUUUUGUUUAGAUGGAAUUUUUUAUUGAGCCCUUUGAUAUGCCUAUAAUGGGAUUCAUUUGCCAAAAAUACUUCAGUGGCCUUUGAAUGUAAAGUGGCCUUUCCAAUUCAGAAUAAAACAUGAGCUCAUUUUUUUUUGUUGGGGGCCUGUGUUUCACAAAGAUAAAAUCUUUACUAAAAUCAUACUUACAUUCCCAUUCGCAUUGGCCAGAUCACUUUAUGGAAUGUGCUCUACUGUGUAAUAAUCAAUGGAAUUAUACUCAAUGGACUUUUAGACAAACUUUACCUUUUGUGAAACGUGGCUAAGUCAUUCUGAUUCAAUUGCAGUCCUUCAUACUACAUGUGGUGUAUUCCCUCUUUCAAAUCUUGUUGUCUUUACUGUUUUGCAACUAUGCAAGAACCAAGUUCAGGAUUAAUGAUUUUUUCCUUCUAAAUUUGGAAGUCUUUAUACAUGGAUGCUAAAGAGGGAGAGAUUGACGUCAUCACUCCUUUGAUAAGUCAACUUGAUUGAUUUGAAUAUUGU